Bufo bufo (common toad) is the source of this 1728-nucleotide messenger RNA. RefSeq names its product phosphatidylinositol glycan anchor biosynthesis class B (gene PIGB). NCBI's taxonomy places the organism in Eukaryota, Metazoa, Chordata, Amphibia, Anura, Bufonidae. The coding region runs from base 108 to 1694 and encodes 528 amino acids. Gene Ontology annotation, biological process: GPI anchor biosynthetic process. The transcript is spliced from 12 exons. Gene Ontology annotation, molecular function: alpha-1,2-mannosyltransferase activity. Gene Ontology annotation, cellular component: endoplasmic reticulum membrane. The record is from RefSeq and is a predicted model, not a curated record.
CUCUCCAGUGAUCUCACUAAUGUUCUGGCGGUUGGCUGUGUAGUUUACCUGACCGGGGAAAGUGACAGCGGGGCGUGGUGUCCCAUGAUAACAGAGCGGCUCCAGCUAUGGAGGUGAUCAGGAGCCGGGCACUGCCUGCCCUAAGGAGGCCGAACACCGCGGGCUCCGUGCAGCUGAGGAAGCGCAGAUCCAAGCUGUACAGCAAGGAUGACCAGGACGCGGCGGGCGCAGGCCUCCUUGGAGAAAACAUUUACUUUGUCUUGUUCACAGUCACAUUUCGAAUUGUAAACUGCGGUUUGGUACAGACCAGCUUUGUUCCUGAUGAAUACUGGCAGUCCCUCGAAGUGGCGCAUAAUAUGACUUUCAAUUAUGGCUAUUUAACAUGGGAGUGGAAUGAAGGUUUGAGGGGGUUCACGUACCCCCUGCUGUUUGCCAUUGCUUAUAAGCUUUUACAUUGGAUUGGCAAGGAUGACGUCUUCUUUCUGAUUUGGCUUCCAAGACUGAUCCAGGCUGUGUUCUCCAGCAUGGCAGAUGUAAAACUAUACAGUCUAGUGAGGCGCAUGGAAAAUCCAAACAUAGCAAAAUGGGUGUACUUCUGUCAGCUGUGCUCCUGGUUUACAUGGUACUGCUCCUCAAGAACUCUGACAAAUACAAUGGAAACCGUACUUGGCACUCUGGCUUUGUAUUAUUACCCUCUGGAAGGUUCACAGACAAAGAACAGCACCAAGUACCUGCUCUUCAUGGCUCUCGCAUUUCUAGUCCGGCCAACUGCACUUAUCCUGUGGGUUCCAUUGCUUUUAUAUCAUUUUUGCAAAGAGCAGAAGAAACUAGACUUAAUAAUUCAUCAGUGUUUACCUGUUGGACUGUUUACCCUUGGAGGUUCAGUAAUAAUUGACUGGGUAUACUUUGGCAAGUGGACUGUAGUUCAGUGGAACUUUUUGAAGUUUAAUGUUCUCCAAAAUAUCAGCACUUUCUAUGGGUCUCACCCUUGGCACUGGUACAUCACUCAGGGUUUUCCAGUCAUCAUUGGCACACACUUGCCGUUCUUUAUACACGGCUGUGUGGUGGCACCAAAGAGAUAUCGUGUUCUACUAGUAGCCAUAGUUUGGACUGUCUUAAUAUAUAGCACUUUGAGCCAUAAGGAAUUUCGAUUUAUCUAUCCGGUGCUUCCGCUCUGCAUGAUCUUCUGUGGUUUUUCAUUUUCAAGUAUUAAACGUUGGAAGAAAGCAGCUAUUGGUCUUUUGGUUUUAUCGAAUCUGCUUCCAGCACUCUACACUGGGUUGAUUCACCAGAGAGGAGCCCUGGACAUAAUGAGCAACAUUCAACACUUAUGUAACAAGGAGAACUCCUCCCUUCUGAUUCUGAUGCCUUGUCACUCCAUUCCCUACUACAGCCAUGUUCAUUGCCCCAUUAAGAUGAAUUUCCUUGAGUGCCCUCCCGAUUUAGAAGAUCAUGAUACAUAUGUUGAUGAAGCUGACCUGUUCUAUGUAAGCCCCCUGGCUUGGCUCAAUGCAGAAUUUUAUGAUCCCAAGCGAUUACCAACACACUUACUAAUGUUUAGUGUUCUAGAAAAGGAAAUAAGCCCAUUUCUGACCACAAACAAUUAUAUGAGGACAGCAUCGGUAUUUCAUACCCAUCUACCAGAAGGUCGAAUUGGAAGCCACAUACAUUUGUAUGAACGACAAGUGAAAUAAAGGCCUAGAGUCCUUUGGACCAAUGAUGGACUUA